Tarenaya hassleriana is the source of this 1276-nucleotide messenger RNA. Its product is annotated as protein RKD4. The record is from RefSeq and is a predicted model, not a curated record. Gene Ontology annotation, molecular function: DNA-binding transcription factor activity. NCBI's taxonomy places the organism in Eukaryota, Viridiplantae, Streptophyta, Magnoliopsida, Brassicales, Cleomaceae. The transcript has 3 exons. Bases 305 to 1027 code for a protein of 240 amino acids.
UCAUCGGUUGUUGUGAAACUAUGUGGAUAUAAAUCAUGAACAUCAUAAAGGCGUCAUUAAAGAAGCACAAACCCACGAUUCAGCCCCCAUUAUCAUGCAAUUAAGAUUAUCAUUCUGAGUAAUUAAGGCUAACAAUUAAUCCGUACACCAUGGAAACUUGUAACUCCCCAUUAUGCUUUGUACACAAUCUCCAAUGAAACACGUUAAAAGUUCAAAGCCCAAUCUCGCUGAAACUAUAUAUGUGUGUAUACACACUCACAGUUACAGCGUACGGUUUUGCCAUUUUUGAAUCAUCUUCUGCAAAAUGGAUCCUAACUCUUUGGAACUUCUUUGUCCAAAAGCCGACAGUUCAUUCGAUCCUGAUUCGUUGUUCGAGAUGUUUUCCAUGUUGCCUCCUUUGGAAAAUCUGAUCAACUCCGAUGACGGAAAUGGAGAUUUUGACCUCAGUGGCUUUGAUGAUCCGUUCAAAGACAUCGACGGAAACAUCAUUUCAUCCCUCUGUGCUGAUUUCCAGAUCGAUACGAACACGAUGAACCAAUAUAUCGCGACUGAAACCGGCGGAUCUCAUUGCUUUUCCUACGAUUCUCCGUGCCUAUUAACGGGUCCGAAAGACUGCAUGAGCUCGAACGAGGGAGACAGAAAGAGGACGGCGGGGAAGAAGAAGAAGAGCACCAAGAACAGGAGGCAAGACAAGUUGGAUGUGUCUGAAAUCCGAAAGUAUUUUCACAGACCGAUCACAGUUGCGGCGAAGGAACUGAAUGUCGGUCUCACAGUUCUUAAGAAACGUUGUCGGGAACUCGGCAUAGUGCGUUGGCCUCACCGGAAGCUCAAAAGCCUCAACUCUCUCAUCAACAACGUCAAGAAUCUGGGGAUGCCGGUGGAUGAGGUGGCGAAUCUGGAAGAGCACAAGAGGCUAAUCGAGGAAGAGCCAGACGCUGAGCUCACAGACAGGACCAAGAGACUGAGGCAGGCUUGUUUCAAAGCCAAUUACAAGAGGAGGAGGUCACUUGUGUUGGGAAGUUUUUAGUUAAAUGAAAUUUCAGUUAGGAUUGUCUCAUCAUUUUCAUCUUUUGCCACAGUUUUUUUAAUCUCAUUUGUCCCAAAUGUUUUUUUUUUUUUUAAUUUAGUAAAAUAAGAUCUACCAUGAAUUUGAUAGUGCAGAUUUAGUGGUAGAUUACACAUCUUUUUCCCGAUUCUUUAAAUAAAGAUAAAUCACACAUUUAUGUUGCGAUUAUAUAAAGUUUUUUUAUAAUCUAAAAAUUCAUCCGGUUUUACA